ACCCGCAGUCACAUGAUGACGCAGGGGGGUCACAUGACACGUUUUUGUUUCCCCCCCCUCACAAGACGCAGACGCAACAAAAUCCACAAUCUUUGCUUUGUUUUCUCUUCUGCUUUAGGUCAACAUAACUCAUCACACCGACAGUUACUGUGGACAUACACAGUCAUACAGCAGUGUGGGUCAAAGGAGUCGUUGUAUAUGGAGGUAGAGGAGAUGGAAGAUGAAGGUCCUUCGUCCCACAGUGAACUUCCACACAGUGAAGAAUUCCAGUUGCCGCAACAGGAAUCACCGCGUCUGGGGAGCUCAGACCCCGUAGAGAAUGUGUUGGUGGAUAAGAAAGCAGUGGACAAACUCACAGAAGGAUUACUCUCCCACUACCUACCAGAUCUACAGAACUCUAAACGAGCCCUCCAAGAGCUCACACAAAAUCAGCUGGUAUUGUUAGACACACUGGACCAAGAAGUCACCAAGUUCAGAGAAUGUAAUACCUUACUGGACCUCAAUUCGCUGUUUACAGAAGCGAAGGUUUAUCACAACAAACUGGUGAACAUAAGGAAAGAGAUGAUUAUGCUCCACGAAAAGACAACUAAACUAAAGAAAAGAGCUUUGAAGCUGCAGCAACAGAAGCAGAAGGAGGCGCUGGAGAAGGAACAGAAACGAGAGAAGGAGCUCGAGAGAGAAAGGCAGCUUAUUGCCAAACCCGCCAAAAGCUAUAUGUUACACUACUGCUGACCUUUUUCCAAAGUGCAAGUGUUUUAGAUAUUAUUUUUUAAAGAUAAUAUUUUGGGCAUUUUUGCCUUUAUUUGACAGAACAGCCUACGUUAGAGACAGGAAAACUGAGGUCAAAGAGAGGGGAGAUGAGAUGCAGCUAAAGUUUUCAACCACCGGUAACGAAGUUGACAGAGUUCAUUGAGUGCUCUGAAUUAUUGCACAAUACCACAGUUUAGACAAUAAAUAGUAGACAUAAUUUUAUAGUGCAUUAUUGCUGUCUCAAGCUGGUUUCAUGUCUCAGCAGGAUUUUAAAGCAAACACCAUUUUAAUUUGGAAUUGUGCUGUUAGAAACUUCAGUCCCUUUCCAACAAGUUUUGGGGGACAGCUUCUGAAAUCAAAUGUACAGUAAGAAAUUAUACAAAGUUGUUGAAAUAGGACUGAGAACAGCUUAAGACAUAUUUUUGGUUUGGUCUGUUAUAUCAUUUUUUUAGCAUUUCUGCAGAACAUGCUUGAUUUAGGGGAUAGGAGUUGUCAUCUGGUAGCUUGACUCCUGUUGUUUCCUCACUUAUAUGAUGACAGUAACCUAUCUUUAUACCUACACUUGAGUAGGAAACAAAACCUGAAACAAGGUUUUAAAAUGUGAAAAGUGUGAAUCAGUCUUUAUUUAGAGAAAUGUAAAAAGAAAAAAAUAAACAGCUGUCCACAAUUUAAGAGAAAUACAUUAAAGAAAAUAAUUGAACACUUUGGAAAAUGGUUCACGUUAAAGACCGUAUAUGUGAUUCUUAGUCAAUGGGCUAAAACUUGCAAAAGCUCUGGUAUGAUCCUUUUAUGUCUGAUGCCAAGAUGACCACAAACCAAAGACAAUGGACUGAAUCAUCAAAUGCUGGUACUUCCCAUAUCAACCUGUGACUCACACAGAAUGGAACAGAUUACUCAAAGACACUUUUGCAGCCGUCAGACAAUGACCAGGAGGAGAAUCAGUGGGUUUGCUGUCAUUUGUUCAAGAUAAAGUGUUAAUAUAUGUUGUUGCUGGGCUUCAGGCCUGGUUAGUGUUGAAUGUUAUAAAGAAAAAAAAAAAGUAUGUUGUUUAAAAUGAAAUAGGUCUGCACUAAACUUAACUGACUAUUCCUGAGGUCCGGUUAAUAUGAGAAUGGAUGAUAAUAUGUACCAAACUUUUCCCCCAUCAUACACAGCAUGUGUAAAUUAACAGACCUUUCAAGAUGCUUCUAUGCACUACUUACGCCUGGAACUCCACUGUUUGUACAAUUAAUAAUAAAAGCAAUACAAACUGGUUUGUAAUAAAGUGA
This is a messenger RNA of Morone saxatilis (striped sea-bass), 2018 nucleotides long. RefSeq names its product biogenesis of lysosomal organelles complex-1, subunit 6, pallidin (gene bloc1s6). The record is from RefSeq and is a predicted model, not a curated record. Lineage: Eukaryota; Metazoa; Chordata; Actinopteri; Moronidae. Gene Ontology annotation, cellular component: BLOC-1 complex; extrinsic component of membrane; transport vesicle. Gene Ontology annotation, biological process: intracellular transport.